AUGUCGAAAGCGCUAGUGUCUAUGGUUGGGAAGAGGGUCCUAGGUGAAAGUGCGAAAAACCACUUUGGAACUGAGGACCCGUACUUUGAAGAAGUUCCCGCUUCACGUCUUGGUCGUACCUUCGGAAAGAAGACCCAGAAGCGUCGCAAGGCCAUACCACCGGGCCUUUCAGAGAAUGACGUCAAAAUAUUGACCAAGGUGAAGCGCAGAGCUUACCAACUGGACUAUUCUCUCUUCAACUUGUGCGGAAUUCAGUUCGGUUGGGGAAGUGUGAUUGGACUUGUUCCCUUUGUCGGUGACGCUGGAGAUGCCGCGCUCGCAAUGAUGGUUGUGAGAACCUGCGAAGGAGUUGACGGCGGACUUCCCGCUGCCCUUCGCAUGAAGAUGGUGAUCAAUGUGAUAAUCGACUUCGUCAUUGGCCUUGUUCCUUUCAUCGGUGAUCUUGCAGAUGCAGUGUACAAAGCCAACACCAGAAACGCCGUGAUUCUUGAAACCCAUCUGCGCGAAAAGGGUGCCAAGACACUUUCGAAGCAAACCAGAAGACAGGAGCAAACAGCCGCAAUUGACCAUAGUCUCCCCGAUGCAUUUGAUAAACAAGAAAGUGGCGUUGUCGGAGACAGUCCCCCAGACUAUGAAUAUGCCCACCCGUCGACUCGUGACGCUCAGGGUCCAACCAGGCCCCAGCCUGCCAAACAGUCCCGGAACAACCGUUCCUUUGGCAGGUGGUUCGGCGGAGCAAGUCACCCAGAAGAGGACUUGGAGCGAGGUCGUUCCUAA
Messenger RNA from Penicillium nucicola, 777 nucleotides. RefSeq names its product DUF4112 domain-containing protein. The record is from RefSeq and is a predicted model, not a curated record. Bases 1 to 777 code for a protein of 258 amino acids. The transcript is spliced from 3 exons. Lineage: Eukaryota; Fungi; Ascomycota; Eurotiomycetes; Eurotiales; Aspergillaceae.